AUGUCCUACAUGGAUUCCAACGAGAAGGCGGCGCCUUCGCCAGAAGUCGACUCUCAAACGCACUCGAUGGAUCACGUCAACGWUGAGUCCGCCGGCCCAGCACCGACAGGCUGGAUGUACAAGAGCCGCAAGGUUGCCGGCAUCACGCUCCCAUACUACGCCUCGCCCAAGGCACAGCUGCUCUUGGUGUCGUUCGUGUGCUUCCUCUGCCCCGGAAUGUUCAAUGCCGUCAAUGGCCUCGGUGGUGGAGGUCAGCUCGACCCCAAGCCCAGCAACGAUUCCAACACCGCUCUUUACAGCACUUUUGCUGUUGUCGGAUUCUUCGCCGGCACCAUCACAAACAAGCUGGGUAUUCGCUGGACUCUCUCUCUCGGUGGUCUAGGCUACAGUGUCUACAUCUCUGCCUACCUCUGCUACAACUACACCCAGAACUUUGGCUACAUCAUCUUCGCCGGCGCCCUCCUCGGUGUAUGCGCUGGUAUGUUGUGGUCUGCSCAGGGUGUCAUUAUCCUGUCGUAUCCCACCGAGCAAGAGAAGGGUCGCUUCAUCUCCUGGUUUUGGAUGAUCUUCAACUUGGGUGGUGUUAUUGGCAGUCUGGUGCCUCUCGGCCAGAACAUCCACCAGACCACCAACGGUACCGUCUCAAACGGAACGUACAUUGGAUUCCUGAUUCUCACCUUCAUUGGAGGCAUGCUUUCAUGGUGUCUCGUUGAUGCGAAGAAGGUCGUUCGCAGCGACGGUACUCKCGUCAUCCUGAUGAAGAAUCCAACAUGGAAGACAGAACUUCUCGGACUCUGGGAGACUUUGCGCUCUGAUCCAUACGUCAUCCUUCUCUUCCCAAUGUUCUUGGCCUCCAACUGGUUCACGACCUACCAGUUCAACGACGUCAACCUACCCCAAUUCAACCUGCGGACUCGCUCGCUCAACAGUGUUCUCUACUGGACCGCGCAGAUCCUCGGCGCCGUCACUGCUGGAAACCUGCUCGAUCUCAAGGGCGUGAGGCGCACAACACGUGCAAAGGGUGCCUGGGUGGGCCUGAUGUUGCUCACCAUGGCGGUCUGGGGUGGUGGCUACGCUUUCCAGCUCAAGUACGACCGUGUCAACAACGACGACAUCGACUGGACGGACAAACGCUACAUUGGACCAAUGUUCCUGUACAUUUUCUAUGGCUUCUACGAUGCCAUCUGGCAGGUGACUGUUUACUGGUUCAUGGGCGCCAUCACCAACAGUGGUCGCAAGCUCGCCAACUUUGCGGGAUUCUACAAGGGCAUCCAAUCGGCUGGUGCGGCCAUCACCUGGGGUCUUGAUCGUCGGGAAAUUCCAUACAUGAACAUGCUUGCUUCAUGCUGGGGCCUCCUCGCCGGCAGCUUGGUCAUCGCCCUGCCUGUGAUGAUUUGGCAGAUCAAAGACACUGUCCCAAUCGAGGACGACCUGAAGGACACGGACGAGACUCUCGCCGACGUGGUGGGCGCGAAGCCGGAAGGACGCGAAUCUUCACUCGCGGAGAAGGUUUAG
Ramularia collo-cygni is the source of this 1515-nucleotide messenger RNA. Its product is annotated as probable DUF895 domain membrane protein. Gene Ontology annotation, biological process: transmembrane transport. Gene Ontology annotation, molecular function: transmembrane transporter activity. Bases 1 to 1515 code for a protein of 504 amino acids. The transcript is spliced from 3 exons. The record is from RefSeq and is a predicted model, not a curated record. NCBI's taxonomy places the organism in Eukaryota, Fungi, Ascomycota, Dothideomycetes, Mycosphaerellales, Mycosphaerellaceae.